Enhydra lutris kenyoni (northern sea otter) is the source of this 2289-nucleotide messenger RNA. RefSeq names its product solute carrier family 15 member 3. NCBI's taxonomy places the organism in Eukaryota, Metazoa, Chordata, Mammalia, Carnivora, Mustelidae. The record is from RefSeq and is a predicted model, not a curated record. Gene Ontology annotation, molecular function: transmembrane transporter activity. Bases 432 to 2159 code for a protein of 575 amino acids. Gene Ontology annotation, cellular component: lysosomal membrane. The transcript is spliced from 8 exons. Gene Ontology annotation, biological process: transmembrane transport.
GCAGUGGAGGGGCCAGGAGGAGGCGGUGGGGGCAGAGCGAGCCCUGUGGGAGGGUCCCCUCCCCAGAGGGUAAGCCAGGUGUCACAGGGGUAAGGGAAGACACUUAAGCCCGGGCGACCGGGGAGAGCAACAGGAAAGGAGGGGGAGGGGCAGAGAGGUGGGGCGAAGAAGGGUCGGCAGCGAGGGCAGCGGUGUUGAGAGGAGGGGGAGAAAGGGUGGGGGGGUCGGAAGAGUCAAGGUGGGUGGAGGAGAGAGGACAGAGCCGAGGGUUAGGGCCGGGGAGGUAGAGGCUAGGUGGCCACUGAGGCCGGAGGGGGAGAGAAAGACAGGCAGAGGGGACGGGAAGACAGAGAGGGGGAGCCACAGGGGCUGAGAAAGGAGGGCAGCCCGUCUGAGGGUGCGGGGCCGCAGGGCAGGGCCACAGGCGGAGGAUGGCCGCGCGGGGAGCCCGGGAGGAGCGCCGGCCGCUGGUGGCGCGCAGGCCGCGGGCGCCCCGACGGUGGCGGCGGACCGCGGCGGCCGCGGUGCUGCUGGUGGAGACGCUGGAGCGCGCCGCCUUCUUCGGCGUCUCGGCCAACUUGGUGCUCUACCUCAACGGCGCCAGCUUCAACUGGGACGGCCAGCAGGCGUCCCGCGCCGCGCUCGUCUUCCUGGGCGCGUCCUACCUGCUGGCGCCGGUGGGUGGCUGGCUGGCCGACGCGUACCUGGGCCGCUCGCGCGCCAUCACGCUCAGCCUGCUGCUCUACCUGGUCGCCUCCAGCCUGCUGCCCGCCACCGCCUUCGUCGACGGCCGCCGCUCCUUCUGCGGGGAGAUGACCGAGUCGCCGCUGGCGCCCGCCUGCCCGUCGCCCGACUGCACGAGCAUCUCGCCCACCCCGUACUGCGCGCCCACCCUCUACUCCGGGCUGCUGCUGCUCGCCCUCGCCGCCAGCUCCAUCAGGAGCAACCUCACCUCCUUCGGGGCGGACCAGGUGAUGGAUCUUGGUCGCCAUGCCAGCCGUCGCUUCUUCAACUGGCUUUAUUGGAGUAUCAACGUGGGUGCUGUGCUCUCGCUGCUGGUGGUGGCUUUUAUCCAACAGAACAUCAACUUCCUGCUGGGCUACAGCAUCCCCGUGGGCUGCGUGGGCCUGGCCUUCUUCAUCUUCCUCUUUGCCACCCCCAUCUUCGUCACCAAGCCCCCCACAGGCAGCCAAGUGUCCUCUAUGGUUAAACUCGCUCUCCAAAGCUGCUGUCCCCGGCUGUGGCAACAACACUCUGUCAGAGACCCUCAAAGCACCCAGCCGCUGCCUAACCAGAGGUCUCCCCAGCCUGGCCCUUCCCCCCAAGAGGACAUGGCCAACUUUCAGGUGCUGGUGAAGCUCUUGCCGGUCAUGGUGACCCUGGUGCCUUACUGGAUGGUGUAUUUCCAGAUGCAGUCCACAUACGUCCUGCAGGGUCUUCACCUCCGCAUCCCGAACAUUUUCCCAGACAACCCUGCCAACAGCUCCGCGGCUCUGCGAGCUCAGCCCAGCGGCUACAAGACCCCAGAAGCCUGGCUCCUCCUGGCCAACGUCGUGGUGGUGCUCAUCCUGGUGCCCGUGAAGGACCACUUGCUGGACCCUUUACUGCUGCGAUGUAAGCUGCUUCCCUCUGCCCUGCAGAAGAUGGCCCUGGGGAUGUUCUUCGGCUUUGCCUCUGUCCUUGUGGCAGGAGGCCUGGAGAUGGAGCGCUUACAGUAUGUCCAUCACAACCAGACGGUGUCCCAGCAGAUCGGGAAGGAUGUGUACUACGCAGCUCCGCUGUCCAUCUGGUGGCAGAUCCCUCAGUACCUGCUCAUCGGGAUCAGUGAGAUUUUUGCCAGUAUCCCAGGCCUGGAGUUUGCGUACUCGGAGGCUCCGCGUUCCAUGCAGGGAGCCAUCAUGGGUAUCUUCUUCUGCCUGUCGGGAGUGGGCUCGCUGUUGGGCUCCAGCCUUGUGGCCCUGCUGUCCCUGCCCGGGGGCUGGCUCUAUUGCCCUAAGGACUUUGGGAACAUCAACAAUUGCCGGAUGGACCUGUACUUCUUCCUGCUGGCUGGCAUCCAGGCUGCCACGGCCCUCCUGUUUAUGUGGAUCGCCGGCCGCUACGAGAGGGUAGCUCAGGCCCCAAUUUCCCAAAGCUGUCCCAGCAGGGACAGGGGCUGAACACCCUCCCUGCCCUUCUCUCCCCAGGACACAGACAGUCCAGGACCAGUGGAGGUUCCUUGAGUUUAUUCUGUACCCAAUGUUAGGAUGAAAUGGUUCAUAAAUAAGGGGCAUAAGCCCUUCCUCACGA